Molecule: messenger RNA, 243 nt
Organism: Suillus plorans
Lineage: Eukaryota; Fungi; Basidiomycota; Agaricomycetes; Boletales; Suillaceae
Exons: 1
Source: RefSeq, a predicted model, not a curated record
GAUGUUCAUGUUCACUCUGCCUACGUAACGCAACAACGUCUGGACGCUCUUGGCAAUGCAGUAGCCAAUGCUAUAAGACGGAAGGCAACGUUUGACAAACAAGUCCUAUCAUCACAUCAAGGUGAGGUAUCAUUUAGUCCUGGACAACUCGUUCAAGUAUAUGCUAGUGACAUCGACAAUAACUUUAAAUCUUCACGCAAAAUCGUUCCACGUUGGUCAGCUCCACGCCGAGUAGUCACCAAA